AUGGCCACAGCAGGCCGUCUGCGGAGUGUCGUCGUCCUCUCUACACGGUCACCAGCUACAGCAACUGCCAGCCGCCUUCAUUCUACUAUUCCUCUCGGUCUCGGUACUAGGAACACCAUAAUCUCAUCGUCGUUGUCUAAGAGGAUACCGCAGCCAAGGGCAACAUUCACAACACUCUCGAACCACUCGGCACUCACUCAGGACCAACCUCAUGCCCUAUCCUCGUCGGCUGUCGAUGUCAAUAAUAGCCAGGAGCAGGACUGGAGGUCCAAAGUCAUUGUCACCUCUUCACCCACACCAUACACAGUGCCAUCCACAAAGCCCUCAACAACAACAUCAUCAUCCUCAUCUUCUUCAGCAGUCUUUGCAACAGUCAACCAAUCCGACAACGACAGCGACAACGACGGUGACAACCAAGUCUACAUCAAGCGGAAAAUGAAGUUCACGCCCGAGAUGGACAAGGAGAUCCUUCGACUUCGGGACGAGGUCGGUUUCUCCUGGUCAGUGAUCGCAUCCAAGCUUGGAGUGCCCCACCGCGCCUGUCACCGUCGGUACAUUUCCUUACUCGAUCCGAAACUCAAAGACGACUGGCCCGAGGAAAAAGUCCAGCGGCUGGAUGCGCUAGUGGCGGAGGGGAAGACAUGGAGCGAGAUUGCAAAGGAGUUGGAUGAUUCGUCGAUGAGCUGUCAGGCAAAAUGGAAGGCGCUCGUCAAACCCACGGAGGCGGAACGGAACAGGGUCUUUGAUACGUUGCAGUCGAGGGUGCUUUUGGAGUUGGUCAAGGAGCAUGGGUCGGAUGAUUGGAAGGCGGUUUUUAAGGGGUUCAUGUUGGAGCUGGGAGGGAGGGAUAUGGCCAAGGUGACGCCGGAGCAGUUAAGGCAUCAGUAUUAUCGGCUGAAGCGGAAGCCGACUCGGUUUUGGUCCUUGAAUGAGGAGACAGCGUUGAUUCAGCAUGUCUUGAAGCAUGGGACGGGACAGUGGGGUAUGAUCUCCGAGGCGCUCAAGUAUCAUUCUCCGGAUCAGUGCAAGGAGAAAUGGACGACUAUGGAUAUGACCAACAAGACGCCCAAGGUCAAGGCCUGGUACAAGACUGAGCAGGCCAACUUUUGGAGGCUCUGGCAGAGGUUCGACCAGGAGUGGGAGAAAAUUGCACGGUCUUUGCCGGCGCGGACGCCGCAACAGUGUCAGGAUUUCUUUAACCGGGCGACGGAGAAGCUUGAUAGGACGGAUGAGGGACAGUUCAAGAAGAAGGUUGAGAGUCUUGCCGCCGAGAUGAGUCAGUACCGGACGAUUACCUGGACAAAGGAGGAUUCGGACCGGUUGUGGGAGGUCGCAGAGGUGUGCAAGUCGGGAUUGCAGAGCCGUCGAGUCAACUGGAAUGCUGUCGCUGAGCGGAUGAACCUCGACUUGACGCCCGCCCAGUACAAGCAUCACCACUACUAUCUCCGCACGGUUCGCAAUGGGGGACUGUCGGGUCUGUGGACGGACGCGGAGAUCAAAAGGCUGGAGAUGGCUGUUCAGGAGGUAGGACGGAAUUGGACCCUGAUCACCAGGGAUUACUUCCCCCAUCGCAACGCCAAGAGUCUUUGUCACAAGUUCCACUCUAUCGUUAACAAGGGCCAGUAUAUCACCGACGAGGAGUACGACACUUUGUUGGCCAAGGUCGACCUCCAGGAGAAAGAGUUCAACUCUUCUCCGGCGAAAGCAACAGGAGCAACAUUCACACCAAACUGGCAGGCGAUCGCAAAGGGGAUGCCCGGCAUCACAUGGACAGCAGAGCAAUGUCGAAAGGCCUACGACGGAUCGUUCAGGAACCAUCUCAAGAACUCCAAAUGGACCGCCGAGGAAGACAAUCGGUUGUUGAAGGCGACAAAGAUGUUGGGGAGGAAAAAUUGGGUCGGUGUUGCGGCGGCGGUGUCGGGGAAGGACUCUUGGGAGUGUCGGAUGCGGCUUGCAGAGCUCCAUGAGCCCCUUGUUGAGGGUGCCGAGGCUCUUCCGGGGUUGGUGUCUAAAUCUAAGGAAGUGUCUUUCAUGUCAAUGUAG
Linnemannia hyalina is the source of this 2043-nucleotide messenger RNA. Lineage: Eukaryota; Fungi; Mortierellomycota; Mortierellomycetes; Mortierellales; Mortierellaceae. The record is from the annotation of a GenBank genome assembly.